Erythranthe guttata (spotted monkey flower) is the source of this 2818-nucleotide messenger RNA. It is a transcript of the gene TOC90, whose product is annotated as Avirulence induced gene (AIG1) family protein. Gene Ontology annotation, biological process: protein targeting to chloroplast. The record is from RefSeq and is a predicted model, not a curated record. Gene Ontology annotation, cellular component: chloroplast outer membrane. Gene Ontology annotation, molecular function: GTPase activity; GTP binding. NCBI's taxonomy places the organism in Eukaryota, Viridiplantae, Streptophyta, Magnoliopsida, Lamiales, Phrymaceae.
UAAAAUUUGUUAGCAGAACAGCGUCGUUUUUGUGGUUCUUAUCCUUGUUGGGUAUAUCGCAGAAACCCCCAAAAUCAUACUUCAUUGUUUUCUUCAAUCUCUUUCGAUUAAUCAAUACGCAGUGUAGAAGAAUCGGGGAUAAAAUUAGAAUCAGUUUGAUUUCGAUUUUGUUUUUAAUGUUCAAUCGGAACUCGUUGGAGCUGUAAAUCUUCUUUGAUUGGAGGUGCCGAUGUACAAUUAAUCAGGUAGUUACGAUGACAAGCAUUAAGGAUUGGGUUUUCUCUCAAGUGAUAUCAAAUUCAAUAGGUUCGACCAGACCACUGUCAGCAUCGGAUAGCUUUUUGUCGCAGGAACCUCAGAAUGAAGAGCUUGGAAACAGAGGUUUAACUCAAAACAAUGCCAAUUUAGUUUCACGGCCAGUUUCUACUGAAAUACCUUCCCCAUCUAGUGAUAAUCAGAUAACUCAGAAUCCCUUGCCACCACAAGUGGAAAAUUCUUCCGGGUCCAAUGUUAUCACCGAGGAGAAACACACAGACCCUCUUGCAAAAGUUGAAGCUUUACAAAUUACAUUUUUACGUCUUCUUCGGCGAUUUGCCCUGUUUCAAGAUGACCUGACAGUGGCAAAGGUCUUAUACCGCAUCCACCUCGCGACUUUAAUACGAGCAGGGGAAUCAGAUUUAAAAAGGGCGAAUCUGAAAAUUGGCAGAGCUCGAGUGAUAGCUGCAGAGCAAGAAGAAACUGGUGUACCUCAACUGGACUUUUCUCUUAAGAUUCUUGUUGGGAAAACUGGUGUGGGCAAGAGUUCCACAAUAAAUUCCAUACUUGGUGAAUCAAAGGUAACGACCAAUGCAUUUCGGCCCGCUACUGAUCGAGUUCAAGAGAUUGUGGGACUUGUGAACGGCAUCAAAAUAUCUUUCAUCGACACACCUGGCCUAUUUCCUUCCUCAACAAAUUCCGACCGUAAAAAUCGGAAAAUUUUGCACUCGGUGAAGCGGUUUAUUCAAAAAUCACAUCCGGAUGUGAUCUUGUAUUUCGAACGCCUCGAUUUGAUUAGCAUGGGCAAUCACGAUUUCCCGUUAUUGAAGCUCAUAACCGACGUUCUUGGUCCUGCAAUAUGGUUCAGCACCAAUAUUGUUAUGACUCAUUCAUCUGCAGCCCUUCCGGAAGGUCAAAACGGAUACCCCGUAAGCUUCGAUUCCUAUGUCUCUCACUGCACACAGGUGCUCCAGCACCAUAUUCACCAGUCAAUAUUGGAUACAAAACUCGAAAAUCCCGUGAUUUUGGUGGAGAAUCACCGCCACUGUAAAAUGGACAACUCCGGUAAGAAGGUUCUCCGUAAUGGGCAGUUAUGGAUGUCCCAGUUCAUGUUGUUUUGCAUAUGCACGAAAAUCCUCGGUGAUGUCAACACUCUUUUGGAACUUGAAGACAGCAUGCAAUUGGGGCCCUCGAGAAAUUCCAGGCUGCCUUCUCUGCCUCAUCUGCUCUCGUCUUUUCUUAAACACCGUGUCAAAUUGAGCUCAAAUGGUGCGGAUAAUGAAACCGACGAACUCUCUUUCUCUGACACCGAAGAAGAAGAUGAAUACGAUCAAUUACCUCCUAUUCGCAUACUGACUAAAUCUCAGUUCAAGAAGCUAAGCCCUUCUCAGGAAAAAGACUAUCUUGAUGAAUUGGAUUACAGGGAGACCCUUUACAUGAAGAAACAGCUGAAACAAGAAUACAUGGCAAGAAAGGAGAAAGCCCCUGAUGAUAAUAUCGAAAGUCAAGAAGGUCCUCCAGAGCCAAUUAUGCUCCCAGAUAUGUCUGUACCUCCAAGUUUCGAUUCGGACAAUCCUGUCCAUAGAUUCCGCUGCCUUGUCACGAGUGACAGGUGGCUUGCAAGACCAGUUCUCGAUCCACACGGAUGGGAUCACGAUGUGGGCUUCGAUGGAAUCAACCUCGAGAUAGCAGCACAACUGGGGAAGGAUAUAAUCACCUGUGUUGCAGGACAGAUGAGCAAGGAUAAACAAGACUUCAAUAUCCAAUGCGAGUCGACAGCAGCCUACGUGGCACCUAGUGGGCCCACGUACAGCGUUGGCCUCGAUGUACAGUCUGCAGGCAAGGAAUUGAUCUGCUCAGUUCGAAGCAACGCAAAGGUGAAAACUCACAAGUACAAUGUGGCAGAGUGUGGUGUUUCUGUGAUGUCGUUUGGGAAUCAGUACUAUUACUGUGGCAAGAUUGAAGAUAGUAUAUCGAUUAAGAAAAGGGUGGAUUUGAAAACGAAUGGUGGUGUGAUAUCAGGUAGUGGGCAAUUUGGUUACAGUGGAAGCUUUGAAGCCACUUUGAAAGGGAAAGACUACCCUGUGAGAGAGGACAAGACGAGUCUUUCGGUGAGUCUUCUUUCUUUCAAAAAGGAAACGGUUUUGGGUGGGAAUAUACAGUCGGAUUUCAGAUUGGGAAGGGGUACAAGAAUGUCGAUAAAUGCUAAUUUGAACAGCAGAAAUAUGGGCCAGGUAUGUGUAAGAAUGAAUAGCUCUGAGCAUAUGGAAAUAGCUUUAGUUGCUGUUGUAUCCCUCUUGAGAGCCCUUUUCCGAAAGAAGUCGAACAACAACUUUAGCAGUAGCGAAACAACAGAAACGGGAUAGUUUUUUUUCUCUUUCUUUUUUUAUGAUGCGGAAUUGGAAAAAUCGACGAUGUUGGCGAAGAAAUUUGUAGGGAAGAGGAAUGUUGAUGUCUUUUUUGGAUCUUGUAUAUCACCUAUCCUAUACAGGAAAAUUUGAUGGAAUUGGUUCCAUUAUUUUUUUUUUCCGUAAUAAAUCCGUGUUUGUUAUGUUUUUCAAAA